Molecule: messenger RNA, 467 nt
Organism: Bactrocera latifrons
Lineage: Eukaryota; Metazoa; Arthropoda; Insecta; Diptera; Tephritidae
Gene: mRpL34
Product: 39S ribosomal protein L34, mitochondrial
Exons: 2
Coding region: 100-348 (82 amino acids)
Biological process (GO): translation
Cellular component (GO): mitochondrial large ribosomal subunit; ribosome
Molecular function (GO): structural constituent of ribosome
Source: RefSeq, a predicted model, not a curated record
CCAGCAAACAAACAGCUGACUUUUUACUUAUAGGAAUCCAAUAUCAACUGCUCACAUAAUCCUUAUUUUGAUUUGCUAUUAGUUCAAUUCACCUUAGAAAUGUCGUUCCUAAAUAUAUUAAACCGGUCAUUCCUUGGAGCUGUCAAUUUCGCGCAAACUAUAGUAAGUCGAGAUGCACAUGUAUUCAAUCGGACUAUACUGAAGACUAAACUCCGUUGCCACUUUCCCAAACCACGCGAGGUGAAACGCAUUAACGUUCAUGGUUGGGAAAAGCGUAUGUCAACCCCAGAGGGACGUCGAGUGUUAAUGCGUCGGAUACUUAAAGGAAGACAUGUACUAUCGCAUUAAUAAUAUAGUUCAUUGAUAGUGCAAGUAAAAACCAAACAAAAUUAAUACAAGAAGCCGRUUGUGUAACGCACUCUAUGUUUUACUCAUCGAGUCAUUAAAUACAAUUAACAGAAAAUACA